AGAAGUAGGAGGAGGAGGAGUCUGUUUGUUGACAUCGGACGAAAACGAGAAUCAGAUGAGUGAAGAGUGGUGAUAAUAACUACAUUUCUCUCCGUCAUCGAGAUACUCAGCCUUGGCUAAAGCUCAGGUAGAUCCAUGCCUGAUGAUUCGUGCUCUCUGACCCCACUGACUGCGGUUUGGAGCUUCACACUUACAGAGAGACAGAGCUAAGCUAGCGCUAGCCCAGCUGGCUACAAGAGCUAACAUCAUAGCAGGGAAAGUCACGGUUAGCCACACGCUAAAUGCACUGCUGACACCAUAUCGGCAAGUUACAGGAAAACUCAAAAUAACAAGUCUUACUCUGUGUUAGUUUGGGUUCUUGUGACUGAGCAGGCCAACAAUUAAUGUCUGUUGGCAUUUAGCUAUGUAGCGUUAGUGUAGUAAAGUAAAAUAUUCCACAGAGAAGCUAGCUAGCAAGCUAACUUAGGAACACCGCUGUGUCCCCCUCAGGAUUCACUGCCCAGUGUGGUUAACUAACAAACUACAAUUACCGACUCAAAGACAAGGCAAGGUAGGCUUUAAGCUUUAAUUUAACAGCAUGAGUCAUUUAACUUUUUAGAUAAAACGUCAACAUAUCAUGCCAUUUACGCGAAAACAAGUUGCUGCAAAGUUGCUAACAACAGAGAGCCGUUGGUUUUGCGGCUAACUUUGUCAGGUCUGCAGAGGUGUGUUAUAGGUUUAUAAUGGCAGUAAACUAAUUUUACCGCAACUCUCCUUCCUGGGGAUUUCAUAGCCGUGAAGACACAAUGAAGUUUAUCGGAGUCUGAGUUUUCCAGACUGUGUUUGACUUAAUGUUACUUUGAAUGUUCAUGAAAUUAAUGUUGAUCCUGUCAUAGGCUACAUCAAGAAACUUAAUUUAUCAUAACAAUUAUCACACAGAAAAUUUGCACAAGAAAAGACUUACAACAUUGAGUAUGCACCAUAUUGGGGAUGCAACAUAUGAUGCUUCACAUAUGGCCCAUGAUCACAAUAAUCUGUUACAGGGAUUCUGUGAUGACAACCAUUCACUGACUAAACAACUACCUAGAUAAUACAGUCCUCCUAAAUGUGACAUGCAGGAUCAGUUGUGCCACCACAAUGGCACAUAAAGUAGUGACAUGUUAAGUAAAACUGAAACAGAGGCUGCAGUGUCAGGACCAAAACUCUAGGACCGCUGCCCUACUACUUUUGUGUUGUUGCAACAUUUACGGCAAGAGAUAUGGCUAGACCGUAAAAAUGCAGUUGCAGACAAUAAGGAUCUUAGAGCUGCAGUCUCAGAGAAGUGGUCCUAAAUCUACAACCUCCAAGUCUGCAGGCCCGCGCUACUUGUCUCAUCAGCUAAAUGAUGCAAACGGAGCUUUAGGCAACACUUUUUGACAUCUUUGUUCUGGCAUUAUGACAAAAUUGUUCAUUUCAAGAAAAUAGUGAUGUACUCUUUAGACAAAAAAUAAACAUGCUGGUACUGGUUUGUUUGAAAAGGCUCCUAAAUGCACAACAGAUGACCAGGGAUAGUGUGUGCAACUCAAGAAAAAUUGGUCACUUUAAGCAGGUACACACUCAGAUGAAAAUAUUCCUGUGUCAGGAAAUGGUUGCACUUGUCACUCAUCACUUAUCCCUCGUCACUUUUUCCUCACUGGCCAGUCAAAUUUAAAAAAGGGCAAGACAUUCAAUAUUGACUUUGGGAAAUGGCAGAGAACAAACUACUCAGACUCGUUUUCUUUUGGGUCUCCAGAGCUAGAGCUGCUUCAAAUGUACAGAUACAACUCUUUUAUGCAUUUGAACAAAACAAUCUAAUUUCUUAUGAAAAAUUAUUUUUCUGUAUAUUGUCCUCGUAAACUCCAACAAGCAGCAGAAGCACUGCAAGAAAACUUGUGAGAUGUACCAUAAAAUUGAAGUUGUGGCUGGUGUCAGUGCAAAAGAUGCUGUAAGUGGACACAGGCCCUUGUAUUGCAUGAAUCAGGAUGUUAAUAUGUGCACAAAAAAACAUGCAGCCAUACACCAGAAGCGACACACAAAAUUUUUUGCAGAACAGAAGUCUUUAGGCUGAACAUUCAUGUGAAACAGCAAAGAUUGCUAAAAAUAAUGGUUGUUGAAUCCAGCUGAGAUGUUAGGUGUGUGAUCUUCCUGUUUAAAACAACAAAAAACAUUAACUUCAAAAUUAUCUGUUGCAUGAAAUUUUAGGAGCAAGUUGGCUCUUGUACAGAUUUAGAUUGAACCACACCACAAAUAUAAGGUUUCAUAUAAGUUAUAAUGGGCUGAAGAUGAGGAGCACAGAGUAAUCAACUCAAAAAGCUACAGUGAACUGUUUUGCAGCCUGUAGUGAAUUAGAAACAGCUUCUUACCUUUAGCUUUGUUCACUUCAGGCCUUCUAGGUCCUCUGCUCUGCCCUGUCUGUGACCUGAGCUGGAGAAGAAGAGGCAAACAUGGCAGCCAAAGCAGGAGACAACCCCGACAGCCUCAUGUCUCUGGCUACAGUGUUCUGCCUGAGGAACCUCAGAAAGACGAUGUGCUACCAGAGCUUCAGGAACAAACUGUGCCUGCGCUCAGACAUCUUCCUCCCAAGCGAGAUCUGUGACAAGCUGGUCAACACGUAUGUAAAAAAAAAAAGAGACAUUUCAUUCAGUCAAAGUGUCCCCUGUUUAUUCUGGUGUUGCAUGCUUAACAAUGGAUUUUUUUGGAACAGGUAUAUGGAGCUGGUUCACACAGACAGUAACUUUGAACCAGAGGAGAGUUUCUUCCAGCUGUUUUCAGACCCUCGCAGCACCAGACUGACACGGGUUCAGCUGAGAGAGGACUUUGUGCAUGACAGAGAUCUGGAGGCUAUCAGAAAACAGGUGGGAAACACCUUCAAUUGAACAUUGCAAUUCAUUAGGGUGAUUAAAAACAGAAGAAGUAGGGAGCUAAAGGACUGAUCUUCCAGGAUAUCUGAAAUGAUAUUGGAAGGAAACUCUUUCCUCCAAAUGUUGAAAAAUAUUUGAUAUUUUAAAAAUUCAGGGGUAAUUUUGAAGUCAGUAAAUACUGCAUGCAAUCCUUUUUAAGUGUGGCAUUGGCAGAGAUAAAAAAUGCCUUAACUAGUGAAUUUUCUUCUUUCAAAGAGAAUAAAUUAAAGAUAUAUUAUUGCUGUUUCUAAGGGGGUGUAUGUCUGUUGAAAAUAGGGCUGUCAAUGUGAGACUGAGCUGGAUAUCUUAACAUGUUUAUAUCUUUUCAAUGAUGAUAGAAAUCCUUGAUGCAAACUCAGAGCAGAGAAAUUAAAACCAGAGCCAGCAGCAGACAGCGAUUAAAUGGGCUAUUAAAAGUGACACAUGUGGAGCCUUUUUUGAUAACUUUUUAAAGCAUCUUCUAAGACAUGGUUCAAAUUAGUCAUACCUGUCUGAAUGAUACAGAGGCAGGGGAAGCAAAAUUAAGCAUCAGUAUCACUACAUAAACCAAAUCCCCGAAGUAAACAAGCACUUUGAAAACCACUGAGAGUAGUCCAGUAGUCCACCUGGAUGAAUGAAAACCUGCACAGACACUGAGUUUAAUGUCAUCCUCUGUCAUUUGAAAGCUGUUAAAUUGUGAUGCUCAGCUGAUCAGGUCCAAGCUCUUUAACUCCCAGCUUCUCCUGCAAAGAUCCACGCUUAAAUGACUUAAAUUUCAGCCUUCUUUUUGAAUUCUCUUUCUGCAUUUUGUUAACAGCUCUAUGACACCAGUCUUAAACUUUCCCCUAGGCUCAACUGCUGUCUCCUGCACCACAUUACAGACUUGUACUACAGUACAGCAUGUGGAACAUUCAUUUCUCAAUUAUAGGGACAUAGACCUUUGGUGGAGUAGCUUGUACCUCUUGUAUUGAAGAGGAUUUAACGCUCAUGUGCAACUAUGCAUGAGUUGGAUGGUGCCACAGGAACAUUUCCAAUCUUUAUUUUUAAAACCUUAUUUUAUUUUUGUUUAGUCCUAUGUUUGUAUCCAUAAUGUUAAGUAAUAGACGCCUUCAUUUGCAUAGUGUUUUGCAAUAUUAGAAUCAUGGUCUCAAAUAAUUUUGGCUGAGUGGCAGGGCCAGAUCUUUGGGGUGUCCAGGGUGGCUCGGGCCCCACUUGUAAUCUGAUUGCCAACCCCAAGUGCCACCCUAAAAUUUAAAAUAACUACCAGGCUGCCAGAAAUUGUCUAAAUUUACACAUAUACAAACCUCUCAAUAUUCUCGCUGCAAAAUCUUAAAAGCAAAAAAAUAUUCAAGCAUAACCCUAUUUUUAACAGUUACUUAAUUUGCAUAAGUGUUUGAGUUUUUAGUCACUAACUUCUGUUUAACAGUCUAAUAUGGAAAGUGAGUUGACACUCAACACCUCACAUUCUGACAGUCUACUGCAGGAUUCUGUGGUAAUGUGAAUUCAUGUCAAGCCCCUUUUAGUGGAAGGGAGCAGCUGUUUGGUUUUCUGUUACCACUCAAACAAAUUAUGCGGAGUGAUGAUCAAGAAACCUUAGUUACUUGUACCUGAGGGCGUAGGCUUGCUCUCAGCCUGGGAAAGGGCACAUAAAACCUGGGCUGGUUGUCACUCUUUUUAACAUGUGCCAUGUAUCUUUCACCUCUAACUUUAUCUUCUAACCUUUAUUUUGAGGAUUUCUCUGUUGGAGUGAUCAGUUUUUCGUCUCCUCCUGACAUUUCUCUACUGUUUUCAAUUAUUUUUUCUCGUGUGGAAUAAAUGUCUGAAAAAUUACACGUAAAAAUAACACAACCUUUUGCUGAUAGUGUUGUCAUGAUCAAAAUCAUUCACGUAUUAAAAUUGAAAAUACACAUUGAAAUGCAACAUUUUUCUCAGAGCACAGCCCUUUCAUAUUGGUCAUUAUAGCAUAACUGGGAUAAAUUGUCUGUAUGAGUCAUUGUUUCAGCUGUGUAAUUCUUUCAAUUUCAAUUUUUUUCAGGACCUGAUUGAGCUCCACCUCACCUAUUGCAACAGCCUGUCAUCCCGCAGUUUAAAGACCCUGACCUGCUUCAGGGAGACGUUGGUGUCUCUUUGUCUCUUUGGCUGCAGCCACAUCUUCUACAGAAAAGGGGGUGCCCCGCUCGCCUGCAAUGAAGACACAGAGGACGAAGAGGACGAGAGUCCAGCUUCUCGACAAGCUUUGGAGACAGACUUUAACUUUCAGGGUUUCAACCGCCUCAGAUUGCUCAAUUUAGGCGGUCUGCCGGACGAGGUGGAUGCAGAGACCCUCCUAAAACCCUUGAAGUCCCUCACCUCUCUAGAUCUUUCUAAUGUUCAGCUACUGGGAACAUCUUUUCUCACACAGUGGAAGGACAGACUGGUGUCUCUUGUUCUCUACAAUGUUGACCUGUCAGAGGAGCUGGUUGGCACAGUGGUAGAGAUCACGAGUCUCAGGUGAGAUUAAAAGGAAAUGAGAAAUGGGACUGGAUUUUAGCAUGAUUUGUUCUGGUACUCCAAGUGGUACGGGCCAGUCAGUUGUCUGCAGAAAAAAACAGUCUGUAUGGGGAGCAAAAGCAGGCUGCCAUGCUUGGUAAUCUGAGUAGAGUUUGUUUCUCUGUAUAAACAGACAUCUGCAUGAAGGUCAGCCAACAAUCUGUUCUAGAUCAAACAUUUACACUGAGACACUAAUCUACCUGAUGCUGACUCACUAAAGUCAAUCAGCAUUUAGAGUUCCUGAGUUUCUUGAAUGCAUCAGAAAUUAUUGAUCUGACCUCCAUUCAACAAACAAACAUUUUCAAAGUUGUUUUCUUCUCCUCUUGAGGACAGACCUGACAAAGCUGGACUUUUUAAAACUUUUUGCUUAUCUGUAUUAUGAUGUUGCUGCAUCAGCAAACUUAAAGCGACCAUGAAGAACUUUCACUUAGUUUUUUCUCUUGACACCCCCUGUGGACAAGGUGGUGUCUUUGAUCUCUUAUAUGUGUUUUAUGAAACAUGUGCAAGCCCUGUUUUCUAACUAAAAAACCCUAUUUGCUUUUUUUUGGGCACUGGAACAGAUCAGUCAUUGAAAAGGCCUAUCAUAGGAAGUAUUUCAAAAAAAUACAUUUAAAGUGAAACAACAAUAUUUAUUCAGUAUUUAUUUUGCAGACAUACCUAGAGGGGAGAAUUUCACCCCACUUUCACCUCACUAGAUCUCAACACACAGUUGCUUAUCGAAUUGCUGACUGUGUUGUAAAAAUUGCAGAGCAAGAGAAGGAAGUCUUGUCUUAUUUAUCACUACCUGCUGGUUACACCUGAAUAAGCAAAGCAGUACCACCAGCUGACUCUGGGAGCAACACAGACAAAUUCCAAUGUCCUUUGUGGCCCUAUGCGUGUGCCGUAUUAAUAAAGAAGUCCAUUAUAUUCUGCUAAUCAGUAGAGUAUAACAAAAACAGAUGCAGUUAUCAAUGUUAUUGAUGUAAUUGCAAUGUUCCAGUAUCUAUGUUUUUCUUUUCUAUGCACACAAUCAGCUAAAUCAAGGUGUUUCUAGCACUGAUCAAAAGUUGUGUUUUCAGGCAUCUCGACAUCUCACGGGAAAGUAGGCGGAGCUCCAAGUUUAAGAUGACCAGAAAAGUCCUGACGUCUAUCGUCCAGCGGCUGGUUAACCUGGUGUCUCUGGACAUCUCAGGUCACAUCAUGCUGGACAACUGCACAGUCCCACACUUGGAGGAGGCUAUGGGCCGACCCAGGUGAGUCACCGACUCUGCAGCUUCCUUUAAAUGUACACAGUCAGGUUCUUUUUGAAAUUCCGUUUUGUUAAACUUUUAUCUCUCUGUUUCUCAGCAUUGAGCCAUGUAAGAGCAGCAUCUAUCCUUUCCAGGAGCUGAAGAGGCCGCUGCAAUUUCUGGGUUUAUAUGACACCACCCUCUGUAAUGUGACACACAUACCUGCCUAUAAGGUAUGGCUUGUAGAACAUCAAGAUUUCUGGACUGAUGAUACCUUUUCUGAGCAUCUUGAGUAAAGCAGCUAAUCCUUAAAUCUGAUAUGAACUACCUCCAUGUUACUAGUUAUUAUGAUAUUAGAGAAUUUUUUGCUGUAGUUAAACAAUAUCAGAAAGUAGUUCUUAACGUGGAGGAAAUUUUUACUUAACAUAAGACAGUUUUCCAUUUCAGCUGGAAUUUUGUCCCGCUAUACUUUACAGUUUAAAAACAAAGUGCAGAAAGUCAGUUUUUUUAUGAGCAAUUACAAGAGAAAGAAAAAGAAGUUCAUGAACAAGCUGACAAGCAAAAGAGCAAGGUGCGUAGGGUUAAACAGACUCCAUCUGUUGUCUAUGCCUGCGUAGAUCCGGGUAGUAGAGCAUUGUAGUAUUAAACAGCCCUUAACCAAAGUUACAGCCUGGACUUGUAGUGGUUAGCUCCUCUUCAGCUGCGACAGAACUUGUAAUGAGCACUUAGAGUCUACAAUAAAAAAAAUCACAGCAUAAAAAUGGCCCCAAAACUGAUUUUUGAUUUUUUUAAAUAGGAUUCUUAAGAACUGUGACCAAGAUGAAUGUAAUUUCUCUUCCAAGCGUAAUAAUAGCUCCUCGAACAGCUAUGGUUGUGUGUCAAAUAUGUGUUUUGGGCCUUUUUUAGGUGACAGGAUCCAAAAAUGAGGACCAGGUGCUGAAUGCAAUUGAGGCGUACACAGAGUUUCGUCCUGAGCUGGCUCACAGAGCCAUCAAUCAGCUGUUUGACAUUGCCAGGAUACAACACUGCAGCCAGCUGCUCCGAGCUUUGCAGGUAUGACAGAUUGAAAUGUUUUUUUGAACAGGAGUGGACCGUACACCUGGGAUUCUUCACAUUUCUUACUCUCUCCUCUGUAUGUUUGUGUCCUUUCAGCUGGUCAUAGCUGCUCUUAAGUGUCAUAAAUUUGAUAAGAGCAUCCAGGUGACAGGCAGUGCGGCUCUGUUCUACCUGACCAACACGGUAAGGUACCGCAGCGAUCAGAGUGUGAGGCUGCGCAGAGAGGUGAUCCAGGUGGUGCUGAACGGGAUGGAGCAGUACCAGGAGGUCACGGUAAGUCUGCAUCCCUGCCUGUGAUGAAGAAGUUUUAGUUUGAGGCUCCGUUAAAUAAAAGAAUAUGUUUUUUGGAGAUGGACCUGCACCAUGUUACUGUUGUAACUAAAUAAAUUGUCUUCCAGGGGCAGAGUUAAGUUGAAUUAUGACAUUGUGGCAUCAGAGCUUUCGGAGCUUUUAGACUCAUAUAAAACCUUUUUAUAUCUGUCUCUGCCUCCCUCUUCAGGUCCAGAGGAACUGCUGCCUAACUCUGUGUAACUUCAGUAUCCCAGAGGAGCUGGAGUUUCAGUACAGUCGGGUCAACCAGCUGCUGCUUAAGAUCCUGGAGCCGGCCAGACAAGACGAGUCCAUCCAGAGAAUUGCUGUGCACCUCUGCAACGCUCUGGUCUGUCAGGUGGACAACCAUCACAAGGAGGCUGUUGGCAAGAUGGGAUUUGUCAAGGUGACAUCGAUAAAAGAGUUUCUCCUUUUAUAUUUGUGUUUGAAUCAUGGGACAGCCUUACAGAUUGAGUUUGGGGAAAAUUCCCUUUUUUGUGGUAUCUCUUUGUGGGAUAUAACUCUUCUUUGGAGGAGUUAGUCAAAAAGUCAAUACCUCACAAUCACAUUCCUCUAAUUCACCAAAUGUUCUUUUUGUGCUCUUCAUCUUUCCUUUGCAGACGAUGUUGAAUUUGAUUCAGAAGAAGCUGCUGGACAGAAUGGUGAGUCACACAUUAAAUCCUCUUAAAACAUUUGAAAAUAAUUUUCUUGUGAUUAAUUAUUUUGUAGACAGAAACUUCUCUCUCUUCAAAGUUCUCUAAACCCUUUUUUCCUUUUUUGCUUUAUAAAUAAAAAUGGAUUGAUUGCGUGAUUGGUUGAUUGUAAUGAAGUUAAAGGUGUUGAAGCUACAAAUGUUACACUCACACAGUGUGAUUCUAACUUUGUUCAGGAUUGUGCUCUCUUCUCAAUCACAUGUGCAUGGCAAACAUACUCUGAUGAAAAGCCAGUCCUGUUUAAAGAUCCUGCAGGCAGCUCUUGUCUUUGCUGAGUCAGACACAGUGGUUUUGUAUGAGUUGCCGCCUCACGUUUCGUCUUCUAAAACAGAAACUGUACGGAUGCCUCAAUCCUCAGGAACCAAUAUUGCCACAUUUAUUCACCUGUUGCUUACUGGUUGCUGCGUUCAGUGCAGCAUUAGAGAAGAUGCAAGGUCUCUAACAUCUGAUUGAUUCAACAAAAACAUGUCUGAGCACAGCAGGAAAACAAAAACAUGUACAAUGAAGUCACCAACCACUCUUUGUUGUUGAUUCUUGUCAACGAUAUUAAUGAUGUGAUGUGGAUAUAUUGGACAUUUGUGCACCAUUAUAGUUGGAUGAUGAAGUUUCUUAUUAAUAUCACAACAAUAUCAUUAACAGAAUAUUCUAUGGCAACAAUAAGCAUCAGGUCACAAUCUGAUAUUAUGACAGCCCUAAUAAUCUUGAUAAUUUAGGGAAAGAAAGGAGAUGAGAACUAUUCCUGUAAGUUUGAGAACGUAAUUUUAAAGAAGAAGAGGAAAUUUAUUUUCUUCACUUCAAUAUGCCUCAGCACUCUUGUUUUAAAUGUUUUGGAUUAAAUUUGAUGCUUUUUCCCCCUUAGUGCGAUCAGGUGAUGGAAUUUUCAUGGAGCGCUCUGUGGAAUAUCACAGAUGAGACGCCAGACAACUGUCAGAUGUUCUUAAACUGUCGGGGCAUGAGCCUCUUCCUGGAGUGUUUACAGGUGAGUCAACAGGUGACGUAACUGUACCUGUCCUGUGUUUUAGCUCGUGCUUCAGUGAAGUAUCCCUGCAGUAUUCUUAUCUAAUGUCGUGUGAUCUCCAUCUAGGAGUUUCCAGAAAAGCAGGAACUCCAUCGGAACAUGCUGGGGCUUCUGGGAAAUGUUGCUGAAGUCAAAGCUCUAAGGCCACAGCUGCUCACUCCACAGUUCAUCACUGUAUUCAGGUAAGAAGACUGCCCUUAAAAUCAGCCCAUUCUGGUUCACCUUUGUCCUGCUUUUCAUGAACUAAGACAUUUACACUUCUAAUUUGUCUGCAAGACAAAGGCUGUCCUCGUUUUUGGCUCAUAGCAAUGUUAGAGCAUUGUACUGCAUACCAAAGACACAUACCAUUUGACUACCUGCUGCACCAAAACAAUGUUUCCUUGGCAACAGUCCUCCAAAUAUGGGCAUAGGCACUCAGAGGAAGACAAAAGCACCUGUGCAGCAUCAUAAGAGCACACACAUCAAACUUGUCUUGGUUAUAAUGUUGCUAACUUCCUGUGUGAGGAUUAAGGCAUGACCUCAGUCUUUCUACUAUCUGGUGUUUUCGGUUGUUUGUUUAAAUAAGUUUCCAUGAGUUACACUUAAUAAAACGGGCUACUGCUUUCAGUGUAAGCUUAAUGAAGAAUAAGACAUUGUUUUAAGUACACAAAGUUGUGUAUCCAGUAUGUUUUCCAGAGGUUCCUCUGACAGUGAAAAAGUUGUCAAACACAAUAGAGGGCAUGAAUGUCUCAUUUGUGUUUAGAUUUAAACAUUUUUUGUCUCCUCUCUCUUUCUCCUUCUUGUUUGAUGCUCUUAUAGUAACCUGCUGGACAGUAAGGCUGACGGGAUCGAGGUGUCGUACAACGCGUGUGGCGUUCUCUCACACAUCAUGUUUGACGGCCCUGAAGUCUGGUCGAUGGAGGAGCCGAAGAGGGAUGCAGUGAUGGACAAGAUGUGGGACGCCAUUCAGAGCUGGGACGUCAGCUCCCGACGCAACAUCAACUACAGGUUUUACUUCGACUAAUUCAUGUCGUAAAUACAUCAUGUCAUAAAAUUUAAGACUAAAAAGUGCAAAAAGAUGAUAACGGAGGCUGCUGUUGAUUGAGCAUCCUGUAAUCUCGCUAAUUAUGAGUCAUUAAAUAUCAGUUCUGUAGCUGCACAGCUGUCAGUGUUUUCCUCCUGGUUUAAAUUUUUAAACCAAGUCUGUUCUCUCAGGUCAUUCGAGCCGAUCCUGCGGCUGCUGCCUCAGGGUAUCUCCCCUGUCAGUCAGCACUGGGCCACAUGGGCGCUCUUCAACCUGGUGUCAGUUUACCGUGAGUAUCUGCUGCUCUUUGAGUGCUAAAACCACACUUAACAAUUAGAGUUUACAGAGGCAGCCGUAUUUUGAACUGUCAGUCAAUAAACAAUGAUGGAAUAAUAGACAGGUUCAGACAAAAACACACUGACAGUCAAAAAAAAAAAACACUGUUGAAACACAAAAGAUCCAGGUAAAGGAAAUGUAAUAUAAACAAUGUAAUUAAACCAAUGUAAUAAAAGUUAGUACGUUUUGGGCUCAGCAUCUUGUUUACAUUAUCGACCAGUUAUUACAUUUUGGGUUUGAUUUUCAAAGAUGGUACUGAAUUUCCCUUGCAUGUUGGAAAUGAUGUACAGUCGAACAAAUUUAAGACCUGUGCUUUAGGAUUUGAGGCUGAAGCUCAGUUGAUUAACAAGUCAUUGUUAAAGACAUUUCACUGUAAGAUAAUAGAUCGGUUCAUGCUUAACCUCUUUCUAUUCUUUUAAAGAAGCCUUCAGAUUCCCCCUGUAACUCCCUGUUAACCAGUGCAGGUGUGCUAAUCAUGAAGGUUUUCUGAGUUUGCUGUCACUUCAAAUCUUUGCAGCUGCCACCGAGGUUCGAUGUUAAAUUUUCGUUAACUGGAAGAGUUCGUCAUAUCCCUCUCUCUUGUCUGCAGCGAGCAAGUAUUGUCCCCUGCUGAUAAAAGAAGGAGGAAUCAGUCUUCUGGAGAAAGUUCUGGAGCUGGACAGCUCACACCCAGAGACCAAGGACAUGGCCAGGUAAGACUGCAGAGUGAGCUCAGUUAUUUUUGACCUCUUCAUUGUGUGGUCUUCUUGCAUGUUGGCGCUCUCUAGGGCUGCUGUUUUCUGAAAUAAUUUUCGCAGGUGAUGGAUCAUUCCAGUCUAAUCCAAGUUUAUUUAUAGAGCAUGUUAAAAACCAAAGUUCUGUGCAGUAAAAAUUUUUCAAAAGUGGAAGGAUGAGGCAUAGCAGGAGGAGCUUAAAUUAGUGGUUUGACUUGGCAAAGAUGAUGUAACUGUUCAGGCCUGGUGAAAAUCCACUCACUCUGUAGCUUUCUGAUGAUAAACUUUCAGGAGUUUUUCUAUCGUACUGAGAGGAUCAGAGUGUUUUCAGAGACUGUCCUGAUCUAACCCCUCAGGAACAACUGUAAUCUGUGAUGAUUUAUGUAUCAAUUCUAGAAAAUUAGUGUCAAAGGGGUUGAUGAAAUUUUGUAGGAUAUUCAUAGAAAUGACAUUAGCAAUACAACCCUUCUUCCGUAUCACAAUUCAGAACUUGAAAUAUUGCAAACUCCAUCUCAAAAUGUUGUCAUGUAAUGUUGAAUCACAUUCCUCUGUAACUCUGCAACAAGUCUCCGAAUGAUUCCCGUACAGCCUCAUUCUUUAUAUGCAGUCAGAUGAUUCUGGCCUCCUGCUAACCGAGGAUAUUUCCUUUUUCAGCAAAGUGAUCGAGCAGUGUGAAAACUUCAAAGAGGACCCGAUGGAGACGAAUCACGGCCAGGAGGUAAACUAUGGACAAAGAGGCUGACGCAGCAGGUGCCGAGAUCCUCAGCAAACAUCGAGCAAACCAAGCUAAGGCCUCUCCCACUGUCAUCACCACAAGAAGGGUCACUCGUGUGCAUUAAUCUCCUCCCAGUCAUUCUCCUUCUUUAGAGCAGAAACGUGUCUCUGAUCCUCCUCACCUUUCAUAUACGACACUUAGGACUUAAGACGUGGUGCAUGGUGUUUUAAUAUGAGGGCGCUGCACGUUCAGCAUCUCGUCUGCUGGGAUGGGUUUGUGGGGGUGGGUGACUGUUAUCUCUCAGUGUGCGUGUGCCUGUGUGUGAGUGUGUGUGUGUGACAGAGAUUUAACGACAGAACAAAAACAGUCGGAGUGACGCUGAGCUCCAUUAGCUGUGUAAUGUUGAACAAAAGGCCGCAUGGCAUCCUACGCCACUGUCAGAGGCUUUCACGCCGCUCGUGGACACAUGUACAGUGAAUAUUAGCCAUUAUGUGUGAAGGCUGCAGAGACGCUGAUGUUAGUCAAGAGAGAAGUCUUCCCAGACCUGGAGGCACAAUGAUGGACUUGUUUGUUAAAUAUGUAAAUAUUCUCUUGUUUGUUUCAUCCUUUUACUGUGUGUAUGUUUUAUAAUAUGACUGUCCACACUCAUGACUUUACUCUGUAUUUAAAUCUCUUUAGGUCUGACCAGCUGAUGGUCAGUGCUAGGAAUCUAAACGCAGAAGAAUAUCUGUUCAUUGAAACGAGGUCUGGCAAUCCUGGAUGCUCUGCUCCUUUAUGAAGGAUCAUUUCACUUUAGUUCAACCUCACCAUGCUUUUUAAUUAUCUGGCACUUUCUUCAAAGAGUUAGAAACUCACUGUGUCCAAACUAUAGAGUGUGUAAAAGAAGGAUAGAGUAGCAGCUCCAGUGAAGGGGAAACGUGGCUGCACCACCGGUCUUGAAACUAUACUCAAUACACAUUGAUUCAUUUUUCCUCUGACGUGGUUUUUGUCCUUUUCUUCAGUUAUUUUCAUGUUUGAGUCAGCAGAUGGGCGGGACUUCAGUACCACAGCUUCACCAGACGUUCUCUAGUAUAGUGCAAGUUAACACUAAAAAUGCGAGUCGCUCAAAGUUCCGUUUACACUGAUUAAAGUCAACUAGUUUGUGGUCGUGGUUCACAACUCUCUGUGUCUCCCAGAACCUCUCGGAUCUUUUCUGGGAGAUGAGCAGUCAUUCACCUUUAUUUUGAGAAGAAAUAGUGGCAAAAGGGAUUGCAGGCUGCUAACAAACCUGAGAUAUUUGCAUGAAGAUAACUUUCUCUGUGUAAUGAUAAUAACAUUCAGACUGCUUGGUGCCCCAGCGCAUUUCUUUUCUCAGAGUGGCUCUCCUGCAAAAACAUUUACACCUGUCCGGAGGUGUAAUCAGACAGAGGCAAAGCAAUCAGUUUUGAUCAUGCAGAUUCAUUGAAAGUUCAUGCAAAGAUUAAACCCGAUGCAAAGUUUCAGCUGUGCAACUUGAAACACCAGAAUGUCAAAGACAAAAUUGGGCUUUAAUUGAGCAUAGCAUUGCAGAGAGUUCUAAAAAUCCUGAGUUCAAGUAGAAAAAGACCUGAAGAAACUGCUCUCUUUUAUCCUAAGCAUGCUCAUGAGUCUCAAAAAAUUGUUAGUUAUUUAUCAACAGGUAAAUGUACAGUAAAAUAAAUUUUAUUUUAGAGGUUUUAUGUUCACUUUCCUGCACUGCUGGCACAAAAAAGUAUGAGGGAAAGGCAAAAGUCAGGCAAAAUUCGAGCUAAAGUCCCUGUUUUUCACUGGUGUUUCAGGGUUAAACCUUAACUGUGGUGAAUGAAGUUUUUCAUGAACCAAAAAUGUGAAGGGUUCCCAAAAAUAUUGAAAGAAUAAGAACUAAACCUUUAAAGUCUUCGAACUCUUAAAAGGUGUUCUCUUACCAAGCACUUACACUUACAGGUCAACUCUGUUUCAUGAUUUCCAACUUGGCUUUUAACGUAAUUAUCAAAAUACAAAAUCAAACAAAGAAUGAACAGCUCUGUAAGUGGUUCAUUAUUUGUGACUUUGGUGGUGACUUUUCUUCAGCCUACAUGGUUUCAAUUGAAGGAGAGGGCCAUCACUUAAACCUCGCCUGCAUUCAGGAUGCUGUUUAAGUCUAGAAAAUUCAUCUGAAUAGGGAAAUAAGCACCAGUGACUACAUCAUCUGCAGGUUUUAUCCUCUGUCUGUUAAUGUGCAGUUAUUUUUUAAUGAAAUUUUAAGUAAAAACAGUUUUUAGGUUAACUUUACAAUCAUUGCCUCAUUUCCGUUUUAAUUUAACUUCAUGGAAUGACUUUAAAGGGGUUGAAUCGACACUCUGAGCUGAGAUUAAACACUCACUAAUGCAGCUCCGAUGAUUUGGAUGGUGGGUUGAUGCACAAAGCUUUCAUUUCCUUAACUCUCCUCCUAAACCAGGGUCUGCCAGAGCCUUCAGUCUCACGCACAUACAGGAACAUGCACCACCAAACCUUUCACAAGCUCUCUCCCGCACCUGUAAAAUAUUGCACAGUGGUUUGUAAUAAUGUAGCGCACUAGCACCACAGUGUGUCUGUACAGUCUGCCGUUCAGAGUCUAUCACAGCUUACAGGGGGAUUCCUGUAUUUUUAGACUUCAGUCCUAUUUUUAUACAUUUUAGAGUCUAAAUAACUGAAAGGUGCGUAAAGUUCUGGAUUUGUUCCUCCAGAUGCAUUUAACCUGCAGCUGUGAAACAGGUUCAAAUGGAGUAUAGUCGUUUGAGAAUAAUGCGCCCAGUCAAAGAAUGCUGCCUUAAAGCUGUUGGAAAAGAGAGGAGAAAAAUCUUUUUUGAAAAAGGUCUACUCUUGUAGGGACUCUUUCUGUAACAUCUCCUCCCUUUUUGUGCACCAAAGUUUCCUGAAGUUUCUCUGUGGGUGAGCUGCGCAUGUGACACACUCAUUUUUCACCCGGAUAUGCUGCAUGUUUUAGUUCACUAAUAUCAAACUUAAAUUUCAGAUGUGUUUUAGCGCAUGAGUAUCUCCCAACACAGAAUUACUUCAUAUCAAAUCACUGCUCUCUCCAUUUGUAUUGUCAGGGGUGUAGAAAUGUGUUUUGUGUCUGUUUUACACAAUCCAUCAUGACGAUUGACAUAUUCCCAAUUAGAGUAAAGUAUUUCAAAUGUUCAUUGUUCAUGUAAAUGGUGUUAAAUGUCAAACAUUAGAUGCUUUAUGUUGAUUCUACAUAGAAAUUUAAAUGUCUGGACAAAAACUUUUUCAAGAAUUUCUUUUCAAGCAUUACCGUUUAUUUCACUGCUGCUUUCCAGAACUUUUGACUGCACCUUUUAGUCAUUUACACCACAAAAUCUUUUAAAAAUAGGACCACAGUGUCAAAACACGAGAAUCCCUCUCACAGGAUUUACUCAUGUGGUGCCUAACAGAUGUUUUAAAGCUAUCUCAUAUCAUUUGUUUUGGGUUUACCCACUGAUUUGAUAUCCUGGUUCUCAUGUACAGUUUUUCUUUGUGUGAUUUCUGGGAAUCUGAUCGGUACAGAUCUGUUUCUACUUCCCAGUCCUGGUGGAAAUAAAUGUGUAAUAGGCAGUGUUGGUGUGAGAUGAAAAAGCUUUAUUAGAGGCUCACUUGAUGUUCAAAUGUGUGGGUGUGAAGAGAAGUUUAAACUUCACAUGUAAUCUAAAGAAAACCUCCUUUAGUCCUGGAGACUCACUCAGUGUUUAAGGACUCUGCUAUAGAGGAUUAGCAGUUCUCUGUCGCCUGUUCUCUUUGAUUUGAACUCAUGCAGUGUCUCGGUUUGUGUUUUCCUGGACGCUCCUGGACGUCAGGCUUUGGUUUUAAUUUAUAAAGGUGUUUGUGCUUCAGGAGAUCUGUUGUCUCUCUUCACUGAUUUCAUCUGUCACUAUUCUUUGAAAACUGCUGAUAAGUAAUCCAAAACAGAGUGAGGAAUAUUUGAUCCAAACUUUAUGAAAUUCCAGGUUUUCCUGAGCUAAAUAGUACCAGGUGGUUAGUGUAAAGAUAUGAAUAAGCAAUAAAGAUGGAGUGGUUAAAAAAUAAAUAAAU
Molecule: messenger RNA, 16520 nt
Organism: Xyrichtys novacula (pearly razorfish)
Lineage: Eukaryota; Metazoa; Chordata; Actinopteri; Labriformes; Labridae
Source: the annotation of a GenBank genome assembly